AUCGAACCUCAAUUUCCUGGAUCCUAGGCCGAUGCUCAACCACUGAGCCACACCUGGCCGGGCUAAAUAUCGUCAUUAGAAUGUAAGCAUCAUGAGACCAGGAAAUUUUUUCCUUGUUUCUUGUUGCAUCCUCUGUGUCUCAUACAGGGUCUGACAUAGGAAGUACCUAGUAAAUCUUAGCUGAAUUAAUUAUUUGUUUCUAUAUGGUCUCCAGUUCUCUGAUUCCACACUUAAUUUAUAUCUUCCCCUCUGUAAACUUGUGUGUUUUUACUUGGAUUUUCCCCCCAAAACAUGCAUAAGGUGACUACAAAGAAAUCUCUAUCUUAGUGGUGAUUUAGAAGUAACUAUUAAAGUGUGAUUGACACAUUAGAGUAUAAUCCUGUUUUUCUCCAAGUCUUUUUAUUAUGAAAAGAACAUUCUUAUAUCUACUGUCAUAGCCUCUGUUCUUAUGCUUUUAUCAGUUCUCGUAUUGAUUUGAAUUAUGGAAUCAUUUUACCAAACUUUCAAGCUCAGUCCCUAGUAAAUCUUCAUUUCUUACUUAUUCUCUCACUUCUUGGCAUUUUCUUACUUUGCCACUCCUUUGAUGGUAAUAUUAAUUGUGAAAGAGGGUAAUGUGCUAUAAAUAGUAAAAAGGACCUGAAUACAUCUUUAGUCGAUGAAUAUUGUGAUUGACUCUAGAAUGUGUUAAAUCAUCAUGCAGUAAAUUCUGUGUAAUCAAAACAAAACUAACUUAUGGCUAGGCCAUUUUUUACCUAGUCAUUCUAGAUUAAAAAAAAAUAAAGACAGCAGAAUCAAGCUGAAGAAAAUGCUGUGUAUCCAAUAAAAUCCCAUUUGUUGGAAACCAUGUCUCACUAUACAGAUGAACCCAGAUUUACCAUAGAACAAAUAGAUCUCCUUCAGCGCCUUCGGCGUACUGGAAUGACUAAACAUGAAAUCCUCCAUGCCUUGGAAACUUUGGACCGUCUUGAUCAAGAGCAUAGUGACAAGUUUGGAAGGAGGUCCAGCUAUGGAGGAAGUUCAUAUGGGAAUAGUACCAACAAUGUUCCAGCAUCUUCCUCUACAGCUACAGCUUCCACACAGACCCAGCAUUCGGGAAUGUCCCCAUCACCUAGCAACAGUUAUGAUACCUCCCCACAGCCUUGCACUACCAAUCAGAAUGGGAGGGAGAAUAACGAGAGAUUGUCCACAUCCAAUGGAAAGAUGUCACCAACUCGCUAUCAUGCAAACAGCAUGGGUCAGAGGUCAUACAGUUUUGAAGCCUCAGAAGAGGACCUAGAUGUAGAUGAUAAAGUGGAGGAAUUAAUGAGGAGGGACAGCAGUGUGAUAAAAGAGGAAAUCAAAGCCUUUCUUGCCAAUCGGAGGAUUUCCCAAGCAGUUGUUGCACAGGUAACAGGUAUCAGCCAGAGCCGGAUCUCUCACUGGCUGUUGCAACAGGGAUCAGACCUGAGUGAACAGAAGAAAAGGGCAUUUUACCGAUGGUAUCAGCUUGAGAAGACAAACCCUGGGGCUACGCUAAGUAUGAGACCAGCCCCCAUUCCAAUAGAAGAUCCAGAAUGGAGACAAACGCCUCCCCCAGUCUCUGCUACAUCUGGCACCUUCCGACUAAGACGAGGGAGUCGAUUUACCUGGAGAAAGGAAUGCCUGGCUGUCAUGGAAAGUUACUUCAAUGAGAAUCAAUAUCCAGAUGAAGCAAAGAGAGAAGAAAUUGCAAACGCUUGCAAUGCAGUUAUACAGAAGCCAGGCAAAAAACUGUCAGAUCUGGAACGAGUUACCUCCCUGAAAGUGUAUAAUUGGUUUGCUAACAGACGGAAGGAGAUCAAGAGGAGAGCCAAUAUCGAAGCAGCAAUCCUGGAGAGUCAUGGGAUAGAUGUACAGAGUCCAGGAGGCCAUUCUAACAGCGACGAUGUCGACGGCAAUGACUACUCCGAGCAGGAUACUUGGCAAGUACGCAAUGGGGAGGAGGAGGAGGGAAGAAGUUCAGAGGGAGGCAGAGAAGCAGAGAAGGAUGACAGCACUAGCCAUAGUGACCACCAAGACCCCAUCUCAUUAGCUGUGGAAAUGGCAGCAGUCAACCACACGAUCUUGGCAUUGGCCCGGCAAGGAGCCAACGAAAUCAAGACGGAGGCCCUGGACGACGACUGAUCAGGGAGGGUGAACUCGAGAGUUAACUUAGUUUAGACGUAGCACCUUAGCAGACUUUCCUCGGUCCUUAACGUGUUCUUACAGUAUAACUUGCAGUUUCUUGUAUGUCAGUUAGCCGUUAGGGUCUUCUUGUUCUGUGAAGAUGGCAUGGUGCCCCCAGCCUUUGCAUAUACUCUCAGUAUUAAUUCCCAGUAAGUAAUAAGCAACCAACCAACCAGACUUCCCUCUCCCAGCCCCGAGGCUAGAAAAUCUUGCUGCUCUGUCUUAGCAUUCCAAGAAAGUGCUUCCAGGUAUUUAGAUUGCCCUCAGUUCUCAAAUACUAGGCCACAUAUAAAACCUUGGGUACCGUAGAUUCCUGUCACACUAGUCUGUACCCCUUUCCCUCCUUGAGACUGAUAGGAUGCAAGCUGAGGCAGUGUGGCCCAGGACUGACAGGCCCCAUGUUGGGGGGGGGGGUGUCCCUAGAGCGAGUGGGAGCAACUGAUUUCCAGCUGCAACAAGCGGUGCCUCACAACAGUCACACUGUGGCUAGUUACACUCCUGGGUGCUGUGCUAAGACUGUCAGUGGAAAAUCCGGAUCUCAGAUUUUGGUUGAUAUUAACAUUAAGAUGCCUGACACAGACAUCCAUUCCCCUCACAAGCUGUGUGACUUAGUAGAUAUAAUACUGCCUUCUGUCUUUGGGACCAUGAUUAAAACAAGAAAAGACAAAAGUAGAAGUCAUUUAAAAAAUACACACCCCAGCUUGAGAGGCAUUGGAAAAAACAGGAAUUAUAUGGACGCCAAGUCCAGCUCUCAGAACCACUGUACGUUAGGCAUAGCGCAGGCCCACACCUGUCUGGAAAGUGCUGGGGUUGUCACGGCUCUGCUUAACCUCCUGUCUGUGUCCCCUUUCCCUGCCACCAAAAAAGUCUUUCAAGGAUGAAGCUAAGGUCAAAAUGAGUGAAUGAACUUUCCGUCUUUGUGCCCAUUAACAAGCCCCCUCAGUAUGAGAGGCUGGUAGAGGACUUCAGAGCGGGAUUUUGCUGACUGACUGUCACAAAUGCUAACACUUUCCUACAUAGGAGCAGGAAAAAUGGGGGACAUUUGUCACUUACGUGGUGGGUCUGCGAGAUGUGACAGGUGUGACUGCUUCGGUGUUCUCUCUACUCUGUCCUUGGAGAGGUGUGAAAAGCUGUAUUACUACAGGCAAUUUAUUUAAUAAUUGGAAGCCAUAUUAAUAAUGGAUGUGGUAAUAUUUGUAAAGUUUAAUCUACUUUAAGCAGCAGUACCUAAUGGAAUUUUUUUCCUUGAUCACAUAUGUAGCACUUUUGUUACUUUUAAAAGAUAUUUAUAUUUGAUAAAUCUUUUUUUCAUUUUGAAAACUCAAAAUACCAAACAGUGAACUUGCGUUAUAAAGUCACCCUGUGAUCACCUUGUCAUCUAGUAGCAAAAUGAUGAACUAUUCAUGCAUCAAAGAAAAUUACAUCUGCCGGCCUUGUAUGAAAAUGAUUCUCGGCAUCCCGGUUAAAUAACACACUGUCACUCGGUAAGGAAACAGCCCUCAAGGUAUCAGCAGAGGGUGUGUCUGAAAGAGGCUCAAGUGCCGUCUGUUUUCUGCCUCGUUCCCUCUCUCCUUUCUGUGCACAAUGGAGCCUUGUGUAAAGGAGAUUGUGGGGCUGGUUAUUAAGCAGGGCAUCGGUCUUUCUGUCCAUUACCUGAAAACUAUUUCUAAAAUAGAAGGAAGGCGCCAUUUCCUUACCUCCUCCCCAUCAGAUGUAUUCAGCUCAAAACCAUUGAGAGAGAGUGAGACUGACUGUCCUCUUUCUCGUUAGUGAGAUAGUGCAUGUCCGCCGGUAUUUAGCUGGUCUGACUCCACUGAAGGCCCCUGCUGGCGAGACCAGCUCGUACCUGUUAACUCUGCUCACAUCAGCACGAGGAAGCCUGUACGAGGGCACGGAAGUGCCACUUUGUAUAGGUCUGUGACUUUAAAGAGCUGUCGGCAGGGCCUGGCCUGCUCUUGUCCGUGGAUUUCAGGGGGAAAUGUAUAUACUUUUUCAGCUUCCAAGAAUUGAAGUAGAACAGAGUAGCCUUUUCUGUUUUACUGUAUUACUUGAACCAACAAAUUCAAGAGUAGCAUUUGUUAUUCUCAGGAAUGAUCCCCUCAUUUUCUUUCUUGGUGUGUUUGACUUUUUACUUCGAUUAGGAGAUUGUGUUAUCUUUCUUUGCUUUUAUAUUACUUAAAGAAAUAGAACAUUGUAUCUUUCCAUUUCUGUGGAAUUUUGUUGGCUUAUUCUAGGCUGAAUCAGAAAGAAAAGGAGAAAGAUACACUGACAGGCCACAUCCAUGAUUUAUUAUUGUAAAGAGAUUAUUAUAAUUGAUAGCUUCUUUAUGAUGGGAUUGCUGGUGCCGUUCGUUCUCGCUGGUCUUUUUAAAGAAACAGACUCAAACUGUUAAGAAGACAGCUGCAGUUUCUAAAGACCUACAGUGUUUGCCAGAGAAGAGCUAAAAGGUUUCAUUGUUUUAAGACCUUUACGGAAGGAGGGGAAAUAGAAUAAAGGAGAGUGCGUAUCCAUGGGGCAGUACCAGAGCCUGUCUGGCAACCUGGAGAAAGCAAAAGACUGUCUCCCACUGCGGGAUCGCGCCGCUGUUGGGUUUAGUAGGAACGGGAGAAGGAAUCUUUCACCCAGAUUCUCCGUCAGGGAGGCCUGCUGGCUGGCUCUUACCACUGCCUUACAUAUAGCUUCUUUUUCACCAGGAGUAAACAUUUAAUCCUUUGGGGCCUGGAUUUAAAUCUACCAUUGUUUUUGUUACCCUGCUCAGUUCCACUAUCUUGUCCAGGUUACCUUAGUUACUGCAGUGGCUUAUGAAGUUGCCGCUAAUUUGUAAUAUCUUUGGAUGGUCAUUUUUUCUUAAGCUUUUUUAGGUUUGAGAUGUGAUGUUAAACUAGAAACCCUAAACUGCUCUCACUGAAGGGAAUGGAAUGGCCGGGCCCUGAGGGAGUCCCACACUGGCUUCUUGGUGGUCCCGUCCCUCUUCUCUCCUCACUAAAGGGCCAGGGCAGAGGGGUACCUUGCUCAGUUCAUCUAACUUGUCUGUUGUUACUUUCUUAAGACUUCAUUAAAUUACCAUGGUCACAUGGGUACACUUCCUACCCUUCUUAAAACAGAGCCUUACAAAGGGACCUUUUAAAGAUGGACUGUCCUAAUAAAAUUCUGCCUCUUUUGACCAUGCUAACAUUCGAUGAAGGCCAAGAGAACAGUACAGUGUGCUCCUUAUCUGAGACCUCCUGGUGCCAAUGAGUAUAGACAUUUUGAUGUAUUUCAGCAGAGUUUGUAAUGUUAGGGUAGCCCUUAAGGUAGUUUUCUUUACAAUCUCGGUCCUGUAAGCGGUAGGUAAGUGUGGUUACCGUCCACCUGCCUGUGGAAUCUGUACAGUUCCCACACAUUGUCAUUUGGUGGGACAGCCCUGCCCCCACAUUUCCUUAUUCCUUCACAGGAAGAAAGGUCCGAGAACAGGAAGACCCCUUCAGGGUACCUAACUUCAGCUUAGUAGAGGUGACCACCUAGAAAGAGGUGAAUGAGGAAGAAAAGCUCAUAAAUACUGAAGUGUGCAAACCCAGUGCUCUAGUUCCCAGAUUUGAUGGCAGGUUGCCUGCUGAUCAGCAGUAGCUCUGCUGGAGCCAGGUAUCCAUAUAAGUUUUUACCUCAAAGCGGGGGACUACAUGAGCUCGCAAAUAAGGUUGUUUUUUUCUCCGUUUGGCCUUUGUCUUUGUAAACUUCCCUCUCGGAUCCCAAUCUUCAGGCGCCAAGUGGAGACUGACUCUUGUUUCAUCAGGAAUCUCUAGUGACAUCCUCUCCGUCUGUGAACUACAACCCUUCCAUUUUCCUCCGGGCUCCAACACCAAGGCCUCAUCUUGCGCUAACUUCUUUGCUGGAAUUUGUUUUCAAAGCAGACGCCAUAGGUAGGAGUGGCCUGUCUCCUCCCACAAACACUCCUUUCUUCCUCGCAGCCCUUUUUUUUGGACCAGCUACCUAUUCUACUGACCAGCUACAUUAUUUCUGCCCGUAACAGUGGAAAUAACCCUUUUUCCAUAAAUAAUCUCCCACCCCUGUCCUAAAAAUGUGAACUUCAAGAAGUCCUCACUCUCUUUGUUGUUAAGAAGGGUAUGGUUAGAAGUAGCCUUCCCAUCUAAGUCAUGGCUUGCCUUUUUUUUUUUUUUACUUUUUUUGUUCAGAGAACCACCAGAGUAUUUUUUCCCUAGUGAGUCUCAACAGAUUCUUAGGCAAUAACUUUCUUGUUGUUGAUCUGUGCUCAGCAGCACUGUCCAUUGAAUGGUCCUGACCCUCUGCUGUGAGCUGAUUUUCUGUAUCACUCUCAGCCUGUGAUUUAGAUCUUAUGUCAGAGUGGUGGUAGGUUUUGUCAUUUUGUUUUCGUGAUUAUUAGUGAUGUUUUACUACUGCAUUCAUCGGGUCUGCACUGAGACCAGCCAGAUCCAUUGAUAGCUUUACUGAGCCGGCAUUGUCAAGAUUUCCCACUGGUGGUGUCUUUGUGGGGUGAGGGGUGCCAUGGGAGUGGGACACAGGUGGGAAUUAGCAUGUGAUACAUUCCUUUUUGUGUGUUCUCUAAAUAGCAAGGAUGCUUACUCAGGAUUUGGGGAUCCGUUGUCAGCCAUAUUGAAUCUGACAAGCUGAGCUGUGUGCCCUGGAAACCCUCUUACUGUUACUUAAUUUCCAUGUGUCUAAUUUACAUUACCUAGUCAUACCUAAGUUACCCAGUUGAAACGCAUUGUACCCUAAUGAGAACAGAAAGUCUUCCUGGGAGGCAACUGUGAAUGGCCUGGGAGGGCUUCCCUACCGCAGGCGCGGCCAGAGCAGAGGCCCUUUCUCUUCUGUACUGCGGCCUUCUUUAAAAGGGGCGAUUUCUUUCCCGCUCUCAGGAGAACGACUGUACUGAGGUGGUGGGAAAGGCUUUUUAAUACAUCAAGCCUAAGUGUCCAUUUGCCGAAUACAUAAAUCCUCUCACAGCAGGUCAUGUUCCGAAAGGCUGUUCUCGGUUCUGUUCACUUGUAAGCGAAGGUGACGAGCUACUGCUCAAGCGUCCUAGGGCCACGGGUUCCCUCGCUGACCUGAGGCGCAGCUUCGUUCGUGUCUGUGUCCAUUCAAAAGCUAGGAGUUUAUGGUUGAGAGUUUCGUCAGCGUAAUUGUUUCUUGAUGGGGAUAAGAAAUAGCAAAAAAGAAAGCUAACGAGCCGAGAAGCCCAGUUUGCUGCAACAUUGCUUUUCUUCUCUGAUCAAAAGGGGAAAAAACGGAGGAGGGAGAUUUCAGUGCUCCCCAGGAGUUCACGUCCCUAAUCGUCACCCAAGGAGCCUGAGCAUGUAGAUGUCUUGAGAUUACAGAUGAGCGUGUCCCUGGACUCUUUUUAUACUUCAUGUGACACCGGGGCCUUCAUGUGAGCAGAACUAAAUCUAGUCGGUCCCAUUCAAGCGAGAGCUGACGGGCACUUUCACACCACUGACAAUUGACCACAUGUUUCUCACCAUCGUCUCAUUCGCUAGCUCCCUGAGAACACGGGGCAGGAAGCUUCUGCAGGGGCCUUUGCCUUUCUCCCCUGAUUUCCCUUUUGACAAGUUUUCAGAUCAGUUUGCCCCCUAGUAUUGUCCCCUCCGUGGGUGUCCGAGUCCCUGCACCGCUGCAUGGUGGGGCAGCCUAGUCACCACAUUGCCGGGGCAGGGCAUGCGCACUGCAUGGCGCACCUUGUGCAUCUCGGGAUGCUAGCUGCAUCUUCAUUCUCUCUUUAAAAUAAAAGUGGCUCUAUGCAGCCAUAAUUCACUCUCAAAUUCACAUCGGUGUGCUGUGAGCAAACAAAGGUUUGCCUGCAUCCUUCCAAAUUGUAACCAUGGUAAUCGAGGGGUGGCACAGAAUGAGUAUAUAAAAAUACAAUGACACUUGUUCUGAAUGACUGAGUGUCCUCCUGACAUGUAAUUAGCUGUUUUAGUGAGAUGUAGAUUGGCAUGGUCAUAAUUAAAAGGAUUUCUGUUCUCUGUGAUUGGACGUGGCAGCUCUCCCAUUCCCUGUUCCCUUUUAGCACGAAUGCUCCCGAGAACAUUUGGAACAGCAGCUCAGUAAACUAAAAUAAUGACAUGGUGUUUGUGUCCUCUCCUAAGUGAGAGAGAAGGAUUUGGAAAUAGUUCAGCUUCAAAAUGGAAGCCUUUGAUUAUGAUUCCCCAUUUGACUUCUAAAGUGCUUGAAACCUGCCUCUCACAUCCAGAUCCAACCUGCUCCACAUUUGGCAAAGUUACAGUCAGAAUCCCAAACUGAGUCAGCCGCCAGCAAGACCUCCAGGUCCCUCUGUCCACUUGCCAGCCAGCCAGCGUCUGGUGUUGGCCUGACUCGAGGCCAUUUACUGCCUAACCAGCCCCCUAGAAUUUAAAAUUUUUCCUUGGUUACUUGAUAUUUCCAUUGCCAUCACCGUCAGAAAGUAUUUCUCAAAUAGGCGUUCACAUAGGAGUUAAAUAGGGUUUUCCUCAUUGGAUCACAUGACAAACACAUAAAUAACCUAAGCAAGGGCUCCCAGCCUUUAUGUAUGGGCUUUAGACAACUGUGAGGCAUGAAUGGAAUCCUGAUAUUCUCAGUGUGUGAAAGUUACUCGAGCAAAAGGUCACGUGUGAGUUCCAAGUUUUCUCAUGUUGCUCUUGUGCAGAUUAACCACUCUGCUGCUGUGUCUGUGGGACUGUCAACAUAACCCUUCCAAACCCAUGUUCUCUCCUUCCCACUUUCUUCCUUUCUCUUCCUUCCGCUCUGUCCCACCCAGCAUCGAGUGGUCUUGAUGCAUACAGUUCCCUACCUGAUACUGCCCACUGUUCACACCCUGAAGCCUCACCCUGGAUGGGAGCUGGCAUAUCACCAUCUAGCCUUUCUUUAGAAUUUGCUUCAUUUGGCCUUUCCUGUCACCCUCAUUAGUCUGUUCAGUUGUAUGAUUAAGAGCCAGUCUACACAAAAACCAGGACACAACAUCAUGCCCAGUGGCCCUCGACAAGCUGCUGCAUCCUGGCUGUGCCUGGAGCCCUUGCUUCAGACCUGGGUGCCCAGGAUUGGUUAGUACACUAAAGAAAGCACAGCUCUUGCUUUUGUUAAUAUUUUGCUGCCAUCCUAUGCGCAUCUUUCCCCCUCUGCACAUAGCAGAAGGAAUCCUAACCCAGGUGCUAAACUUCAGUUUCAUGAAAAUGCUGAGGUCGGCCCCUCCCCAGCCCCCAAAAACACACAGCAUUUGGAAAAAGUUUCUGCCUUUGGGGUUUUUAAAUUUUUGUUCCCCUUGAAAUACCUACAGUCAAAUGUAUAGCUGGGCUAGAUCAGGAAAAAUAAUGCCAUGCAAAGUUUUUGCUCCUUCCCUUCCUGUGAGACCUCUGUGUGCUCUCAUCCCCACCCCACACACAGCACCUGUCCAUCCUCUGCAGUGGGGAAGAUCGUGACUUACAACCCCAGAGACUAUCCCAUCCCUUUUCUGAUUUCCCGGCUGCUAAAAGACAACUGUCUCUAUUAGAAUUGAAAAUCUAUCUGAAGAUUAGUGGUCCUGAGAACUGACUAGAUGAAUGUAACUGAUUUCUGAGAGACCAGCAUUCAAAAGUCAGCAGAACAUACUGAUUAUCCGCUUACGUUCAGUGGAAAUAGAAUUAUCACUGCAGUUAAGCCUAACAUAAUCUACUAUUUUAGGGAUCAAAGUAUUAGAUGUGCGGCUUCAGGGUUGGUGCUACUUAGAAAGAACUGAAGUUGGCAGGACAGGUCCCUCACAGAUGGUUCCAGAGGCCGUGAUUCAGAAUACUAUCAGCAGCCCCCACUAAGAAGAACGAAGACAAAAGCAGCCAACUCACCAAAAUAUGAAAAUAUAGGUAGCGAUAACCCCUGAAAUACGUAUUUUUUGGCAAACCCUAAGAGUUAUUUUUACAAGAAACUAGAGCAGAGAUGCUUAAUUGUAGAUGAAAAUACUGCAUUCAGCCCUCCGGGGGCCCUCAAAACUCCUGACGAUAGCAGCGGCAUUUAUUGAACAUGUACCACGUGCCGCGCACUGUGCUGAAUGCUUUUGCUCCCUCACUUCUUGAAGAUUAACAGACCCUGCCCUGAGCUGUACCUUAGUGGAGUUAAGUAAAAUCUCCAGGUGUUAGCUUCCAUCUUAGUAGGGUGUUAAUCGGGGAGUAGGCUGCCUGGAGUCUACCCGGCAGUUCUCUGAGUAAAGUCCCUGCAUUUAACCUGUUUCCUUUUCUCAUGGGGCAGUGCUAGACAAUCCCUCCCACCCCCAGCACACUUGCUGUCAUCCUGUGCAUUUAACUCUCUCUGAUGCCGGACUGUGUCACUUGAUGAUCUAGACACCGAGCAUCUUUCCCCUGGGCGACAGGAGCAUAGGGAGCUUCGCUGCUGUCCCGGCUCCAGCAGGCCUUGCCUUUUACUGGGAGGAAAUGUUAACAGCUGUCUUACGGUCUGAGUUCCCAGGGGACUGGGAUUUACUAGCUCUCCUUGGGUGUGGCUGCAGUCGGUUGAGGCAAAGGAUAUUAACAUCUUUCGCACUUCCUGUUCUCUGUUUAGCUCUUCUAGCAUUUUCUUAGUGCCUGGUACUUUUAGGCACCCUGCUUACUUAAAGAUGUCUAGC
Messenger RNA from Miniopterus natalensis, 10762 nucleotides. It is a transcript of the gene HMBOX1, whose product is annotated as homeobox containing 1. Gene Ontology annotation, cellular component: nucleus. Lineage: Eukaryota; Metazoa; Chordata; Mammalia; Chiroptera; Miniopteridae. The record is from RefSeq and is a predicted model, not a curated record. Gene Ontology annotation, biological process: positive regulation of DNA-templated transcription. Gene Ontology annotation, molecular function: double-stranded telomeric DNA binding.